This is a messenger RNA of Zea mays, 1861 nucleotides long. RefSeq lists its product as uncharacterized. Bases 479 to 1603 code for a protein of 374 amino acids. The record is from RefSeq and is a predicted model, not a curated record. The transcript is spliced from 5 exons. Lineage: Eukaryota; Viridiplantae; Streptophyta; Magnoliopsida; Poales; Poaceae.
AGGAUGUGCUCCCUAAAAGGUACGAGAACUACCAAUCUACUACGAGUUAUGGCCUUAGACGAGGGUGUUCUCUGUGUUGCACACUCUUAGGCUAACAGGUUGGAUGAACUAUCGACGUGUUUGGUUCCAUGUAAUGUAACGGUAUAGGAUUCCUGCGGGUAUCUGAUAUCGUUACAUGUGUUUGUUAUGGGUUCUAUUGGAAUCAAAUACAUUGGAAUCAGAUACCGCUGUACAGAAAACUCAAACCCUCCAACCCUAGCCGGAAUCAACACCCCGAUUCACUCGCUCAGGCCGCUCGAGCGUUCCUCCUCCUCCUGGGACGCCAGUGCCGCCGCCACCCAGGCCUCCAUCCUCCUCGGCCUCCUCCUCGGACGCCAGUGCCACCGCCACCCAGGUCUCCAUCCUCCCCGGACGCCAGCAGCCGGCGCCAAGUCUUCGCUUCCGUCCAGAUUUAUCCUCAAGAACUCGACGAAGAAAUAUGACAUUUAGGGGUAUCUUGAGUUCUCUCGUUGUCACGUACUAUUAUGUCUGGCUGCUCAUGGGAUUAGCAUAUAGAAGAAAAUGUUUGAGAAUAGAAAGAAGGUUAAGAAAUAGGGAGCGUAGGAUGGAGAAUUUAAAUGAACUCAUUCGUGAGACUGAUAGAAAAUGUAUUAGUGAGCUUCGUAUGGAUAGAAGAACUUUCUUUAUUUUGUGUGAGAUGCUUAGAGAUGUUGGUGGGCUAAAGGCCACACGCAAUAUGACCAUAGAGGAGAUAGUGGCUCAUUUUUUGUAUACAUUGGCUCAUCAUUUGAAGAACCGAACAAUUGGAAGGUUUUUCUUUCGAAGCGGCGAGACAGUUAGUAGACAGUUCAACUUAUGCCUUCUAGCUGUUCUAAAGUUGCAACAUUUGCUUCUUAAGACCCCUGAGCCAAUUCCAGAGAAUAGCACUGAUAAUACCUGGAAAAACUUUAAGAAUUGUUUGGGUGCAUUAGACGGAACCGCUAUCAAGAAUAAUCCAGAUGCAAAAGGGUUGUAUGGAGUUUCCUUUCCUUACUAUGAUGAACUUUCAAUGGUAUAUUCCAAGGACAUGGCCACAGGUGAAGGUGCGGAAGACAUGACAGAUGCUGUUCAAAACUUGGAAGAAGAGUUAGUUCGUGUAAAUGCUAAUGAUGAAGAGGAUGGAGAGGAUAUGACAUCUGUAGAGACACCAAGGCGUUCUGUUGACUCAACAUCAUCUAGCUCCAAGAAGCGGAAGAAAGAGUGGAAAGGAAAGAAGACUUCAUCAAGUGACCCGCUUCUUGAUGUGUUCAAUGAAGUGAGUGGUGAUCUCAAGGUUGCCACCAUGUCAAUUGGAAAAAUGGCGCAAGCUAUGGAUCGUGAGGCAUCCAACCAAGAGAAGGCAAGAGAUGAGGAUCCACAACAAAAGCUAAGAGAGAAGGCGAUCAAUGAGGUCCGGAGACUUGAAUUUACUGGCUCAGAAGUUAUCAAAGCAGCUGGUGUGUUUGUUAGGAUGCCAGAUCAAAUGGGGAUGUUGUUUGCACUUCCAGAACCACUGAGGAGGGAAUACAUUGUCGACAUGCUACGUGAUGAAGCCGCAAGGAGAGAGAGAGAGAGGUCAAAGUGAAGGUGCUGGUCUAGAUGUUGAAUGAUGGAGCUUUGGAAGUUGUUGUUGGUUUAGUUGGUCUCAAUCUGUUUACCUUUAGUGUUCUUCAUAUGUUGUUGUUGAAUGACUGUGAAUGAUGAUAAAAACUGAAUUUUUAUGAUGUUGAACGUUGUUGAAUGUUCACGAAUGGUAUUGACUAUGGUAUUGUAUCUGUGGGUAGCUUUCAAUGUGGUUUGUUGAAUGUCGGUACCUUUCAAUAUGGAAAAAACUGAAUUUUUA